Messenger RNA from Schizophyllum commune H4-8, 1605 nucleotides. RefSeq lists its product as uncharacterized. The record is from RefSeq and is a predicted model, not a curated record. NCBI's taxonomy places the organism in Eukaryota, Fungi, Basidiomycota, Agaricomycetes, Agaricales, Schizophyllaceae. The transcript has 7 exons. The coding region runs from base 314 to 1207 and encodes 297 amino acids.
CGCUUGCCAGAGUCUUCCGCGCGCCCUCGCGACGUCCCUUUCUCUCUUUCUUCUCUCUUGCUUCCAUCGCGCUCGCCAUCUGUACUAUUAAGCACCGCUAUACUAUUCACCGAGGGCCCAAUACACGGCCCGGUACCUACCCACGCGUCUCAACCUCCGAUUCACGACGGGCAGUGCGCUCAGCAAUUCUCACGAACUUGACCGCAACGACUACCGAGCCGCUUAGAGGGUUCAGUUGCACUCAACCACAGGCUUCUAUACAGGCUAGCACAUACAUCAGUUCUCUCCUUCCGAGCCUCGUAACACGACCGUCAUGCUCGCCCCCAUCGCUUUCGCCCUCAUGGGCUCCAUCCAUGCUGCGUCUGCUGCCCAGCCAGGCCUCUCCCGACGAGACGAUGUGCCGUCCGAGGGCUACUACAACCCGAAGGACAAUGGCGGCGCGAUGCUCACGCAAGUCGAUGGCACGUACCCUGAAGGCUUGGGGGAGCCGCUCAACAUGAUCAUCUCUGCCAACUCGGAUGACGAUGUCCUCGUUGACCAGGAGGAGAAUGGCGGAAUGCGGGGUUACUUCGCCUCUAUAGGUUUCGGUGGUGAAUGCCUGGGUCAAGUAGACACCCUCGUACAGCGCGCCAAUCUCGGGGACGGAGACGGCUACUCCAACCAGACAGGUCUUUUGCGCUGGGACUACGGCGACCCGAACUUCGGGACGUGCAAGGAGUCCGUCAACGGCGGCAACCACUUCCGUUACUGGGUCCAGAACGGCACGGACGAGAACAGUGGGGCCUACUUCCUUGCAGCAUCCUACGAGAAGUCGGCGAAGGAGAGCCACGACAUCGUCGUCAAUGGCUACAACAUCGCUCGCGACCAAAUCGUCGGUAACAUCACCGGCUCCGCCAUCGACACCUCGUCUCUCUCCGACGGGGCAACGUACUCCGGCUCGACCUCGUACAACGGGUACAAGUACCAGACGGACGUGCAGUACAAAAGCGGCCUGCUCGAUGCGACGAGCGACGGGAUCAACCACUACCAGAGCGUGCCCGAGGACGGGCAGCCGGCGAUUGACGGCCUCGUCGCGGUGCUGACGGUGAAGAUCACGGAGCGGGGGGCGACAUCAGAGGACAGUAACGCGGCUUUGUCCUUGCGCUUUUCGUUCUCCGCCGCGGCGGUGACUUUGCUAGCGUUUGGCGCCGUUGCGCUGUGCUUGUGAUCACCUGGGCGCUUCUUCGUGAACGCUCGGUGUCCUUCGCAAUUCCACAGCCGCUUCGGCCGUGUCCACUAGACCCCCGUGCACAAGAUAUUUAAUAGGAUAGAUGGCACAGCGUCGCCCAUACCCACCAAGACUCGCUACUACCAAUGGACACCUACUAUAUCUACGGACUAUCUACCCCCUACGUAGCAGGCAAAUCUACCACUCAUGGUGAAGGACUGCCUUCUAUCUGCUACACCAGUAGGGCACCACUACUACCGCUGUAUAGGGCAGCACGUACACCGCAGCAUGAAGGACUGCGUCGAGACGCUUUGCUACCGUAUGUACAACGUUGCUCUAUACCUACGUUCUUUGCUGUGCAUGCGUUCACGCCCCCUUCACUGCGAACUCGAGAGAGA